AUGUCAAGCAUAGUCAAAAGCACAUGCACUGGCAAAGACGUUCACUUCAGCAGAUCCCAGGCCCAAUCCCCAUCCCAGGCCCAAUCCCAUUCCCAGGGCUGGUCUUUAUUUCCCACUCCGUCAAAUGUUCGCGAAGAUAUGAACACUUUUGGACUUCGACGACUUCCGCCCAUCCACGACCAGCAAGACCAAGAAUCAGAGGCUGGUGCAGAAGUAAAAGACAUUCCAUUUUAUAGACCUCCAAGAAUUUCUUCCCGGAAAGACGGGCACGAAAAGUCGAAGAAUUUGGACGGUUCAAAUCCCAUUCCGCAUACACACGAUCUGGAAGCAUUGAUCGCUUCUCCACCUCGUUCCCCAUUGCGAAUUCCGUUCGAGUAUAACGGCAGCAAAGUGAUUGAUUUUGCUCCUACAAACAAUAUAGCAUCCCACGAGUCCACACGAGAAGAAGAGCAACCACAGCCAGAGGAAAUAAUGGACCGAUUAGACCUUGUUGAUCGCCCAGAAUCGAGAUCAGAAUCUAGAGCUGAGUUCAGAUCGGAGUCAAGAGGAGAAGCCAGAGGAGAUUCCAGAGCAGAGUCGAGAGCUGGUGGUAGAAAAGCACACCGUCGUGCGAAUGCAAUGCCUUCAAUCUCGUCUCCUUCUGAGGAGGAAUCUGCAACUCGAUCGGCUUCUCGUGCUUCCGACAGAUCCUCAUAUCAGACGAAUGCGACUUCCCUCCCGCCCCUCCAACAGAAAGGUGUAGACGAGCAUGAUCAACUAGAGCCAUUGGACGAGGAGGACAUAGAUCCGGGCUCGUUUGACUUAGUUGCAACUGCACCGGAAGGCAUCAAGCCAUAUUCUUUGGAGACCAGAUCAGAGCAGCUCUUCUCAACUGAGCAUCUCCAGGUCAUUUUCAAUGACCCUUCUCUUCUCCUGCGAUUCACAGCCUUUCUCAGCUCCCAUAGACAGUCUUCUAUCCGUAUUUUGAUCUACUAUCUAGAUGCGAUCAAGGCAUUGAAAGCAAUCAGCUAUUCGAAUGCAAUCGCAGAGGCUUUGGAGCCCAUCAACGGAUACGAUUUCACCGCUGCCAGGAAUAUUAAGACGAUCAACAGUGCGCUCGAGGAGAAGGCGAAACAGGCUUUCGGUGUCCUUGUUCGAGAGGAUCUGCCGGCCUACAUCACGCACACUUAUUUGCAGACUGUUAGUUUGUCAAUUCAGCGAAGAGUAACUGGAACCUUGCCACCAAAUCUCAGAGAGGCUUCGGAAGGUCUUGCCGAAGUAUUUUGUCUAACGGAUCCCUCAAGACCAGACAACCCGAUUGUCUUUGCAUCUGAAGAAUUCCAUAGAACGACCCAGUACGGCAUGUCUUAUGUCAUUGGCCGCAAUUGUCGAUUUCUCCAAGGCCCAAAGACGAAUCCAUUCAGCGUCAGAAGAAUCCGGGAGAAGAUUGAAGCUGGUGUUGAGCAUUGUGAAGUCUUCCUCAAUUAUCGACGCGAUGGUUCACCUUUCAUGAAUUUGCUCAUGUGUGCGCCUCUUUGCGACAGCCGUGGUACAAUCCGAUAUUUCAUUGGUGCUCAAGUUGAUGUGUCUGGUUUGGUCAAGGAAUGUUCCGACCUCGAAUCUCUGCGACGUGUCGUGAUUAAAGCAGAGGAAAAUGAAACCCGCGACCAUCAUGAUGAUGACCUGGAGUAUGUUGCUGCGGAUUCAGCUCCUAAAGAUGAGUUCCAGGAGCUUAGCGAGAUGCUCAAUCUUCAGGAACUGGAUACAGUCCGAAGAUGGGGAGGGAGAAUGCACAAGGAGGCACAGGAAGAGACACAGGACACUAAUUACCAAACUGGGAACUGGGGCAAGCCUCGCUUGUUGAUCAAUUCGACCAGUCCCGAUGGACCACCUUCAUUCUCCAAACCCUCCAGCCGAGGCAGCGGUCGACUCAGUGGAAUUUACGAGAACUACCUUCUUGUCCGACCGUACCCAAGCCUGCGAAUCUUGUUCGCAAGUCCCAGUCUUCGAGUGCCUGGUAUCUUGCAAAGCCCUUUCAUGGCCAAGAUUGGAGGGUCGAAUCGUGUUCGUGACGAAUUGACACAGGCAUUGGCAGAUGGCCGUGGUGUCACUGCAAAAGUCAAAUGGGUUUCCAAGUCUGAUCUUGAAGGAAGAAACAGGUGGAUUCAUUGUACCCCCUUGAUCGGAAGCAAUGGUGCCAUUGGUGUCUGGAUGAUUGUUAUUGUCGAUGAUGAAGCUUCGACGGCCGCGGAUAAACGGUUCAAAAUGGCACCCCCUGUGGAUCCCAAGUUCGGUCGGUCUAUUCCUGCACACAAGGAUGAUAACGGCAGUCUUCGGGAUUUCGCAAUGAUGAAUGGCGCUAGACAUCGCAAUGAAAGCAUACGGGACAGCAGCAGUGUUCUGAGUCACCACGAGACGGAGAGAAGUGCCAGUCCAUACUCUUUGAGGAUCUAA
This is a messenger RNA of Cadophora gregata, 2433 nucleotides long. RefSeq lists its product as uncharacterized. Gene Ontology annotation, cellular component: nucleus. The record is from RefSeq and is a predicted model, not a curated record. The transcript is spliced from 5 exons. The coding region runs from base 1 to 2433 and encodes 810 amino acids. NCBI's taxonomy places the organism in Eukaryota, Fungi, Ascomycota, Leotiomycetes, Helotiales, Ploettnerulaceae.